AGCACGAAGAAAAUGUGUGGACCAGUUAUCACAAUACGAACACAACGUAGUCUAGUCGUAAUUUAUCUAAUAAUAAACCGCUCCAACUUUGACCUCACAACAAACAUGGCUGCGCCCACGCGGGAAGGCACUGCUAAUGAUGUGUUAGACGUACGGCAGUUUCUUGAAGGAUGGGCGGGUCUUGUAGGUAAUUCACAACUGCAGAAACACGAAGAUGAUGACCAAGAAGCAAAAAUAGCCAAUGAUAUGUCUAUUUCUCGGGAAAUGGUUGAAGAGUUGGCUUCAGUUUGUAGUACUGACACAUUGCUUUGUGGAUCAGAGCCAGAAGAAGGGAAUCUGACAGCUUUUCCAGAAGUUAACCUUUUGACAGUGAGAUGCCAGGAAGAAAGUGUACAAAAAAGAGAGAAUGAUAAUAUAUUUAGAACAAAAGUGUCCAGAAAGAUGAGAUAUAAAUAUGUACAAACAUUAGCGCCCCCAUGUCAGAGUGAAGGCAGUAUUGAAUGCCCAAUAAAAAUACCAGAGGUACUACUGAAUGUUAAAAUAUUCAGACCAUUAUAUAGUAAGAAGAAACAGACCUUCCUUGAUCAGGAGUUCCAAGUCAUAGGUAGUAAUACACUAACAGAUCUCCGUGACAAAUACAGUUGUGUGGCAGAUUUCUCUGUGCCUGGAGAGUUCAGUGAAGAUCCAGACAUGCCUCAGGACAACAGGGCAAAGGACUUAUUCAAAUCAGGGUUCUUUUUCAUUGAAGGCACUUUCUAUAAUGACAUGCGUUAUGAUGAUUGCAGAGAUUAUAGCAAGGUCAUUAUUGACUGGGCCAAGGAAAAGGAAAGAGGACUGGGACCCUACACAAGUGCCAAAAUGGAAACUACCAGAUUUGUGGACCUGAAACUCCGACUGGGUCAGCCCUAUGUUUACCUCCAUCAGGGGGAAUGUGAGCACCUUGUUGUCUUCUCUGAUCUCAGACUCCAUGGUGCAGAUGAUCCACAAGAUGCUAAAGCCUAUCCUUUGUUAGUCCACAAAUCAAAGCCCAGAAGGCAGUUGUGUAUCGCCUGUCAAACAAUGACAGCCAGGUGGAUCGUCCAUGGCAGUCCUUUGGCACCUGAGGAUCCUAGCCAUUUCUGUGAUGUUUGCUUCAAGAUGUUGCAUUAUGACAAGAACAAAAAAAAGCUUGUAGAGUUUAAAGCAUUUCCAUUUUUGGACAAGACAGCUGUGUUCUGAUAUGCAACAAAAUAAAUGAAAAACAGUAUUAUGAAAGUUCUGAACAUCCUUAACUUUUAAUCAAAGUUAUCCAAGACAGUGGAGCAGUGAAAAUCUGUUUUGUUAAGUGUUAACUGGAAAAAAUCAUCAGCAGAAUCAGAACUUGGAAAAAUUAAACAGGUAAAAAAAAUUGAGCAGAUACAAUAAUGCUGACACCAUGUUGUGGGUCUCUGAGGUCAUGUUGUGAUCGGGUUUAGCAUACAGACGGUUCUGUUAGUUAAAAACUUUGAAUGACUUAAUUCCAAAGAUCUGUGGUUAUUUGUAUAUAUUAAUUGUGAAUAUAUUUUUACUACCUAAUUUUGUGACAUUGAAAGAUUACCAACGAUGUCUAAACAAAAAAUUAAUUCAAAUCAACUAAGUUAUUGGAAAUUUUGAGAGCAUCCCGCGGGUGUUACUACUGUAAAUAUUCAUUUGUUGUCAAGCACAGACUAAAAGCUUCCACCUUUGACUUUGAAGCUGGUAUUUAAUUUGAGAUAUUUCAGCCAUAAAUCGUUAGAGAGGCUUGAAUUUUAACACCUGGUAGAGGAUAGCGCGUCUGAUUCGACAAAUUGUGCUAGCGGUGCUGUGAGACUGGCAAAUGAUGUUGAGCUGGCUGUGACGUGAUUGUGCUUUUUAACAUGAAUAUUCUAAAAAU
Messenger RNA from Lingula anatina, 1891 nucleotides. Its product is annotated as snRNA-activating protein complex subunit 3. Gene Ontology annotation, molecular function: bent DNA binding; core promoter sequence-specific DNA binding; RNA polymerase II cis-regulatory region sequence-specific DNA binding. Lineage: Eukaryota; Metazoa; Brachiopoda; Lingulata; Lingulida; Lingulidae. Gene Ontology annotation, cellular component: snRNA-activating protein complex. Gene Ontology annotation, biological process: snRNA transcription by RNA polymerase III; snRNA transcription by RNA polymerase II. The record is from RefSeq and is a predicted model, not a curated record.